This is a messenger RNA of Nannospalax galili (Upper Galilee mountains blind mole rat), 3670 nucleotides long. RefSeq names its product solute carrier family 39 member 4 (gene Slc39a4). NCBI's taxonomy places the organism in Eukaryota, Metazoa, Chordata, Mammalia, Rodentia, Spalacidae. The record is from RefSeq and is a predicted model, not a curated record. Gene Ontology annotation, cellular component: membrane. Gene Ontology annotation, molecular function: zinc ion transmembrane transporter activity. Bases 1552 to 3525 code for a protein of 657 amino acids. Gene Ontology annotation, biological process: zinc ion import across plasma membrane; intracellular zinc ion homeostasis. The transcript is spliced from 12 exons.
UACUAAGGCCCACCGUGGGGACGGCUGGUCUAUGCAGACUUGCCUUUGAGGGCUCAGGCAGGUCUACCCCUUGGAGUGGAGAUCCAGGGAGCAGAAAUCCAGUAGAUUUUUUUUUAGAGGCUGGCAGCACUUCAGCAGUGAAAAGCCAAUCAGCCUGAUCUUGGCCACCAGCAGCCGAAGAGUUGAGAAAGAAAAGCCAGUUUGGACAUAUGACAUCUUCAGAGCUUUAUGAAGGGCUGCUUUCCUCAUUAUCUCAUGCUGGCUCUCCCAGUUCACAACCAUAGUUCCCUCAUAGGGUUAGGACUAGAUGCCACAUGGCAAGGAUCCCAGCCAGAAGGGGCACUGACAUAUGUCUGAGUUGAGCAAGGCAGAGAAGCAGCUCAGGACACUCAGAUUAUUUCCCCAUACUACCCUAACCCUCCAGAACACUAGGGUCAGAGUCCCCUAGGCAUCAGGCUCCCAGCUCCACACCCUAGCUACACGCUAGAGGGCCAGGGUCUGGGGUUGUUUGAACUUGGUGAAAAAGGGCCACAGUGCUUCUGGUGCCACCCAUAGCCCCCACCCCCUAGAGGCUAAGAUGCCCUGUGACCUGGGGUGGUGAUUAUCAGCUCCCUGUUGUCCAACCCCUCCUCCAGCCUGCCACCUGGGUAAAGAUAAAGUUCAGGGGUCAAAGGCUGGAGGGAACUAUCAGGGAGGGGCAACACUGAGAACCAUAGCCCUGCUGCAGCCCUCCUGUGCUCAGGCCUAGAGCUUCUACCUCCUCCUGACCCCAAGAGCUGGCCAGGUGUUGGCUGUGACUAAGGUCACAUCUUAUCUUCCUGUUUGUCUGGGUUGGGGCUUUACCCAUUUCCUGGGGAUUGUCCCUGGAGGGCUGGGGGUGGGGAGUGUGACUCAGCAAGCACCUUUGCUUAACUUCCCAUAGCAACCAAUGCUGGGCCUAGAGACCAUAACCCAGGACCUAGAAGAACACAAUUCCCACCCCAACUCUAGACUACAAGAAUUGGGACUUGUCUAGGCUGGGCUGGGAGGCAGCUGGGAAGGGAUGAGCAGGCCUAAGGGCUUUCCUGCAAAUUUUAAAUAGAUCACCCAGGUGUAUGACCUGGUAACAUCCGUGCAUCUCUGCCCCAGGUCCCCCAGCUUGUAGAUAACCUUCAUUCAGAGAGAAAGAGAGUCACAGGAGGGGAUGUCCUGGACCCUUCGGGAGCAGAGAAGGUGGCCCUGCCUGGCAGCUCUGGGUGUGACAGGAAAGGGGAUGCUCAAGUCAGGAACCCAAGGGAAGGGACCCAGCUCUAGCUCCAGGAGCCCCAGUAGGCAGCAGCUCCUUGCCCAUGGCUGUCAGGGAGGAUCUGCCACUGGAAUGGUUAACCCAGACACCUCCAGCAGCCAAUCACAGAGCCCAACAGGAAAUACCUGGGAGAGGUCCUGGAGCUGGGGCCAGGCAAGUUGAGCCCAGCCCUAGUCUGGCCCCAGGCAGCCCCAGCAGCCCACAGCCAGCCCAGACGCAAGCAAUCUCCACACAGCACGGAACAGGAGCACUUUGGGGCUUGAGGCAUGGCGUUCCUAGCUUGGCUCACACCAAGGCUCCUGUUGGCCAUGCUUGUGGUCACAGCAACAAUGGCCCAACCCAUCCAGCUGUUAAGCCUGCUCACCUCUGGCCAGGGAGUUCUGGAUCGAGAGGCACUGGACAGCCUGUUAAAUAUGCUUGCGGUCCGUGUGCACUGCACCAACGGGCCGUGUGGAAAGUGCCUGUCUGUGGAGGAUGUCUUGGCCUUGGGCAGGUCUGACAAGCCAGAGCUUGUCCCAGGGUCAGUCCUGGAAUCCAGAUACAUUGGUCAUCUCAGUGCUGCCGCUGCCCUCUACCUUAGCAACCCGGAGGGCACAUGUGAAGAUAUCCAGGCUGGCCGCUUGGCCUCCCGUGUGGACCAUUACCUAGCCCUACUGGAGAGUCCAGAGGCCAUGACUCUGGGCCUGAGCCAGCUACUGUGGAAGAUUGAGGCCCAUACUGCCAACCAGCCCACUGGGGAGGAGACUUGUAUAGAUGUCCCCCAGCUGCUGGAGGAGGCUGAAGAGGCAGGUGCUCCCAGCAGCCCUGGCCCAGUCCUGGCUGCCUUGCUAGACCACGUCAGGAAUGGAUCCUGCUUCCAAGCCCUGCCUAGCCCUCAGUACUUUGUGGACUUUGUGUUCCGGCAGCACAGCAGCGAAGCUCCCAAUAUCACGCUGGCUGAGCUGGAAGUUUUGAUGCAACGCCUUGGAGUGGGUAGAGAGGACCACAGUGACCAUGAUGACCACAGUGACCAUAGUCAUCAGGGCAGGGAGACCAAUUGCCAGACUUCUGAGUCCUGUGCCACCCUCAACAGCAGCUCCAGUGUAUGGGACUCGGUAUGCCUGAGUGCUAAGGAUGUCAUGGCUGUCUAUGGGCUGUCUGAGCAGGCUGGGGUGUCACCUCAGGCCUGGGCCCAACUGAGCCCUGCCCUGGUCCAACAGCAGCUGAGUGGGGCCUGCAGCCACCAGCACAGUGUUCAUACACAGGACCAGCUCAGCCAGGCAGAGAGGUAUCUGUAUGGCUCUCUGGCUACACUGAUCAUCUGCCUCUGUGCUGUGUUCGGCCUCCUGCUGCUCACCUGUGCCAAAUGCAGCACAGCCACCCAUUACAUCAUGCAGACCUUCCUGAGCUUGGCUGUGGGCGCACUCACUGGUGAUGCCCUCUUGCAUCUGACACCCAAGGUGCUGGGGCUGCACACACACAGUGGAGAGGACCACACCCAUGAGGAGGUGGGCAUCGGUGCACAGUCCACCUGGCGCCUGCUGGCUGCUCUUGGAGGCCUCUACAUCUUUUUCCUGUUUGAGCGCCUCUUCAAUCUCCUGUUGCCCAAGGACCAGGAUUCUGAGAAGGAUGGGCCCUGCAACCACGGUGGCCACAGCCACGGAGUGUCCCUGCAGCUGGCACCCAGCGAGCUCCGGCAGCCCAAGCAGCCCCAUGAGGGCUCUCGAGCAGACUUGGUGUCAGAGGAGAGCCCAGAACUACUGAACCCGGAACCCCAGGAGCUGAAAGCAGAGCUGAGGCUGCUGCCCUAUCUGAUCACUCUGGGUGAUGCGGUGCACAACUUCGCUGACGGGCUUGCUGUGGGCGCAGCCUUCGCAUCUUCAUGGAAGACUGGGCUGGCCACUUCUCUGGCAGUGUUCUGCCACGAGCUGCCCCACGAACUGGGGGACUUCGCCGCCCUCCUGCACGCUGGGCUGACGGUGCGGCGUGCGUUGCUGCUAAAUCUGGCCUCUGCACUCACGGCGUUCGCUGGCCUUUAUGUGGCUCUCGCAGUCGGAGUCAGCGAGGAGGGUGAGGCCUGGAUUCUGGCUGUAGCCACCGGCCUCUUCCUCUACGUGGCGCUCUGUGACAUGCUUCCGGCCAUGAUGAGCGUGCGGGACCAGCGGCCCUGGCUCCUUUUCCUGCUUCACAACGUGGGUCUCCUAGGCGGCUGGACCGUCCUUCUGCUGUUGUCCUUGUACGAAGACAACAUCACCUUCUGACAACCCUGUCCCACCCAGUCCCAGUCCCUGUCUUUUGACUGACUCUGCUUUAUCUUUGUGAGACAUUCAUCCUUUGCACCCACUGGGUAGCUAGAGAACCCAAGGCCUUACUUAUUUCCUAUCUCCAAAUUCAAUAAAGACUUCU